Messenger RNA from Diuraphis noxia (Russian wheat aphid), 2925 nucleotides. RefSeq lists its product as uncharacterized. The record is from RefSeq and is a predicted model, not a curated record. Gene Ontology annotation, molecular function: protein binding. Lineage: Eukaryota; Metazoa; Arthropoda; Insecta; Hemiptera; Aphididae.
UAUAUUUAUCCGUGGUAGUGUACUAGUGUGGUUUUAAGUUUCAACUAGUUUCAAGUUUCAACAAUAAACYGUAACCGUGACGACAGUGACGAACUCACGAACUGGCGAAUGACGAUCAACUGUUAAAASUUCAUGAAUCAUUAAAUCAAGGAAUUCUGUUGUUUUUAGAGACAAAUGACAAUACAAUAGUAUAAUAUUCUCAGUUAAUUCCUGAAUUAAACCKUACAUUCAUGAUUAAGUACCUGCUAAACUAUGGUGAUUUGGUAGUCGUACACUCUUAACUAUCUUUACACACUAAUAUACUAUAUGCUCAUAAUCUCGGGCUCACUCUUCUACAGUCGAUUACGUCUGUACACAUGAUUCUGUUACAUUAAUUCUACAUUCGUCUUGACAUCUUGCGUGGUAAGCUAAGCUGUAAUGGAGUUUGCACUUAGCGAAAAGCCGAGAGCAGCGGCCAAUGGACAGACCACUGAAUGUAACGCUAAGUUGAUUCCAAYAGAGAGCAAUGUUAGCAAUAUGAGUCAAUGUAUAAAAAGAAUUAAGACAUCACAAGAGAGUGAAAUUUACUUAUAUAAUUCUGAAUAUUUAAAGACUAACUAUGAUAAAUAUAUCAGAGAUGAUUUUUUAUAUGCGUUUGGAGCAUUUUAUUGUGAUAAAGUUAUGACAAUUCCUCAUUUAGACCGCAUAUUGAAAACUGAAUGUUAUCAUCGUGAAACAGAAUUAAAAUAUARACAUUAUGAGUUUGCAACAUACAUGGAAAAUAUAAUAUCAUGGCUUGAUCUUAAAUUAAAAUACUUCAAUGGAGAAUCAUUAAAAUCUAAUGAAAAAAUGCAAGAACAGUUAUUCAAAACAAUUUAUAAUAGACAAAGUACAAAAAAUAAUUUACAUUGUAAAGAACUUGAUGAAAAUACAGGUUCUCAUGAACAAAAUAAUAAAUCAAGGUCUGUAGCUAAUUCUCAAAAUGAAAUAAUGACAUUGCCAGAUAUGACUACACUAAAAAAUGAAGAUUACCCUGGAAGUUUAACUAAUGAUCACAAGAUUGACAUUUUUAUGAAAAAUACUCAAAAUGAAUUAAUACUGCCAAAAAUAACUUCUCCCAAGCAUGAUUCCCAUGAAAAUUUAACUAAUAAUCACGAGAAAGGAAUUGMAAUGGUAAAUAAUGUUCAAAAUAAAAUAAUAACAUUACCAGAUGUAACUUCUCCAGAACAUGAUACUCUUGAAAAUUCAACUGAUUAUCACAAGAAAGGGAUUGAUAUGGUAAAUAAUAUUCAAAAUAAAAUAAUAACAUCGCCAGAUGUAACUUCUCCAGAACAUGAUACUCUUGAAAAUUCUACUGAUAAUCACAAGAAAGGGAUUGAUAUGGUAAAUAAUAUUCAAAAUAAAAUAAUAACAUCACCAGAUAUAUCUUCUCCAGAACAUGAUACUCUUGAAAAUUCAACUGAUAAUCACAAGAAAGGAAUUGAUAUGGUAAAUAAUACUCAAAUUAAAAUAGGAACAUGGUCAGAUGCAACUUUUUUAAAACAUGAUGUUCCUGAAAGUUCAAAUAAUGAUUACAAGACAGAAAUUUCUAUGAAAAAUAAUCAAAAUCAAAUAAUAGCAUCUCCAAGACAUAACUCUACAAUAAGUACAACUAAUGAUCAUGAGAAAAAAAUUGAUGAGAUCAAUUCAAAUGUGGUGAAUAUUUUACCAGUUGAUUCAAUAUUAACUGAGUCUCAAUUCAAAAAUUCAUUUAUUUCUGGUUGUGUGAAAGAAAACAUAUCAAACAACAUAAAAAAUAAUAAAAAUGACAAGGUUGUGAAUGAGGAUAAAUUGUAUUCAGCUCAGRCAAGCUCUAAUAGUGAAGAAACAUCAAAUAUGUGUUUGGAAACUUCUACAAAAUCUAUUAGAUGUACGCGGGCCAAUAAUAAGCAAACUAAUGAUAAAAUAAAUAAAACAUCUACAAAACUAUUAAAAAGAUCAAAUUCAGGAACAGAUUCUGAAAACAAAUCAAAAAAAAAGAAAACAGAAAAACCUUCUCCUAGUAAUGUGGAAAGAAAAAAUAAUAUCAAUAACAAUAAAAAUUCARUCAAGGUAUUAAAUGAAUCUAUAAAACAAGUUGGAAAAAAUGUGUACAGUCGAAAUAGUAAAGGAGAAACAAAAUUACAUUCAGCUUGUACCAAGGGAAAAUUAGAUUUGGUAACAUCAUUGCUUGAAGAUGGCUUCAAUCCUAAUGUUAAAGAUAAUGCUGGAUGGACACCUAUGCAUGAAGCUGUGAAAUCUGGAAAUUUAGAUAUUGUGAAAGAAUUGAUCAAGUUUGGUGCAUAUUUAAAUGUUCCUGGUUUUGAAUAUGAAAGCCCAUUAUAUACAGCUAUAAAGUAUGGUAAUUUUGAAAUUGCUAAAACAAUUCUAAAUUAUGGAGCCGAUGCAAAUUUUAUAAAUAUGUAUGGAGAUAAUGCGAGAUGUCUUAAUAWAGAAAAAUUAUCUGAGCUGUUGGAUAAUCUAGUUUUGUGUAAAUCAACACAAAUUUGCAAUUUUAACUAUAAAUUAGAUGAAACUGUCAUAGUCCUAAAUAAUGUUUCAUUGAAAAGUGCAACUGUGAACACAUUUUGUAAACAAUUCAAUAUUAAAUUAGUCAAAAGUAUCUUGAAAGAAAAGCAACCUUCUCAAGUUACUCACCUGAUUGUACCAAAAACAGAAAAUAAUACUUGUGAUGUUAAUUUAGAAUGUUUAACUGGCAUAGCAAAUGGAUUAUUUAUAAUUAAUGAAAACUGGAUUUCUGAUUCAUUAGACCAAAAUAAACUUAUGAAAUGUGAAAAUUACGAAGUCGGUGGAACAACAUUGUUUGCUGAUUGUAAUGGCCCAAAGAUAUCACGAAUAAGUAAACAAAAACUGUCUUUGCUGCUAACUCAAUCAACAGGCAAGAAGCCAAGAAUAAGAAUUGAGUAA